AUGAGUGGGACACCCAGCCAAGGGCCGGGCUUGCGGUAUCCAUCGAACAAAAAGAGUAUAUAUGACCGCAAUCUGAAUCGGAGUAAGAAUGCAGAGCUCAGCCGGGCGGCAUUUGCAUAUCUGUUCAUUGAGAUGAUUGCGUAUGCGCAGAAAGGCGCAAAGGAUGUUGGCGAUCUGGAACAACGGUUAAACACCCAAGGCUACCCCAUCGGCCUCCGCCUCCUCGACCUCCUCCUCUCCCGCUCACCCAACCCCCUCGCCAGCAUCCGCCCUACACGCAUCCUCUCGCUGCUCCAAUUCAUCGCCCAAACACUCUAUCGACACCUGUUCGGCCGCCCCGCCGACGCCCUGGAACGCUCAGGCACAGAUCCAGGCCAAUACAUGUUAUUCGACAAUGAGCCCAUGGUCAACCAAUACAUUUCCUUGCCCAAAGAGCUCUCCAGUCUGAAUUGCGCAGCCUUUGUGGCCGGCGUGAUUGAGGGCACGUGUGAUGGUGCCGGGUUUCCGACAGAGGGUGUUACGGCACACAGUGUGGGCGAACAGGAUGAGGGCAAGGAUGGGAAGGGCAUGUGGCCUGGGAAAACGGUGUUUUUGAUCAAGUUCAAGCCCGAGGUGUUGGAAAGGGAGGAUAUACUUGCGAGGGGGCCGACAUGA
Molecule: messenger RNA, 654 nt
Organism: Plenodomus lingam JN3
Lineage: Eukaryota; Fungi; Ascomycota; Dothideomycetes; Pleosporales; Leptosphaeriaceae
Biological process (GO): endoplasmic reticulum to Golgi vesicle-mediated transport
Cellular component (GO): TRAPPII protein complex; TRAPPIII protein complex; TRAPPI protein complex
Source: RefSeq, a predicted model, not a curated record